UUUACGUUAAAGACUAUAUAGAUAUAGAUCAUUCUGAUCAUGUAAUCUUAUAAUUUACGAAAAAGUUUUAUUGAAAAAUUAAAAGAUGGCACAAUUACCAUCUGGAAUUGUAACUCAUUCUCAAAAAGUUUGCAGUUUAUACAAACGAGCUUUGCUAUGUCUUAAAUAUUGGUAUUUCGAUCGAUUAGCAUACAGAUACGAGGCUGUAAAACUUCGUCAACGCUUUGAACAAAAUGCGAAUAUAACAGAUUUAAGAUUAGCAAAACAUCUCUUACAAGAGGGCGAAGAAGAAUUAUUUAAAAAACAACAUUUUCAACCGUAUGCAUUCCCAGAAUCACCAGGAGGUGUUGCCUAUAAAAGAGACCCCCUAAUACCAGAUAGCGUAUUAGAUUCUUGGGAUCCAAUUGAAAAAGCAAUGUAUCCUAAAUAUUUUGCACGGCGCGAGCAACGUAAGAAAGAAUACAUAGAAUGGUAUUUCAAGCAAUAUCCAGAAAAAAAGCUAGAAAAAAAAGAUCCUCAUUAAAAAAGAUGUAAGGUAAAAGAUUAGUUGUUAAUUAAAUGUUAUACUCAGUAAGUAUAAAAACAUAAUAUGAGUCUUACUGUAUCCUUAAUAUAUAUGCUUUAGCAUUGUCAAUAAACAUUUUGGAAUGGA
Molecule: messenger RNA, 652 nt
Organism: Vespa crabro (European hornet)
Lineage: Eukaryota; Metazoa; Arthropoda; Insecta; Hymenoptera; Vespidae
Gene: ND-B22
Product: NADH dehydrogenase [ubiquinone] 1 beta subcomplex subunit 9
Exons: 2
Coding region: 86-523 (145 amino acids)
Biological process (GO): mitochondrial electron transport, NADH to ubiquinone
Source: RefSeq, a predicted model, not a curated record